This is a messenger RNA of Pipistrellus nathusii (Nathusius's pipistrelle), 2856 nucleotides long. Lineage: Eukaryota; Metazoa; Chordata; Mammalia; Chiroptera; Vespertilionidae. The record is from the annotation of a GenBank genome assembly.
AUGAACACGGAGGCCGAGCAGCAGCUCCUGCACCACGCCCGGAACGGCCACGCCGCCGAGGUGAGGCGGCUGCUGGAGACCGUGGGCAAGAAGGAGGCCGUGGCCGACAUCAACUGCAAAGGAAGAAGCAAGUCUAAUCUGGGCUGGGCCCCGCUCCACCUGGCCUGCUACUUCGGACACAGACAGGUGGUCCAGGACCUGCUGCAGGCGGGAGCGGAGGUGAACGUCCUGAACGACAUGGGCGACACGCCCCUGCACCGAGCGGCCUUCACAGGGAGGAAGGAGUUGGUGAUGCUUCUUUUAGAAUAUAACGCCGAUCCCACCAUUGUCAAUGGGAGUGGACAGAGAGCCAAGGAAGUCACUCACGACAAAGAAAUCAGAAACAUGCUCGAAGCUGUAGAAAGGACUCAGCAAAGAAAGCUUGAAGAGUUACUGUUAGAAGCAGCAAGAGAAGGAAAAACAGCAGAACUCACAGCUCUGCUCAACGGCCCCAACCCCCCGGACAUCAACUGCGCGGACCAGCUGGGGAACACGCCCCUGCACUGCGCGGCCUACCGGGCCCACCGGCACUGCGUGCUGGCGCUGCUCAAGGGCGGGGCGGACCCCAGCCUGCGGAACCGCAACGACCAGAAGCCGCUGCAGCUGGCCCAGGGCGCCGAGGUGAAGCAGCUCCUCGCGGGGAACAAGACCCUGUACCGAGCGCUGAGGCCGUUCGAAGGUCCCCUCUGGAAGAGCUCGCGGUUCUUCGGCUGGAGGCUGUUCUGGGUGGUGCUGGAGCAUGGGGUGCUGUCCUGGUACCGGAAGCAGCCUGACGCCGCGCGUAAGAUUUACCGCCAGGGGUGCAAGCACCUCACGCAAGCCGUGUGCACGGUCAAGCCCAGUGACAGCUGCCUCUUCUCCAUUAAAUGCUUUGACGACACCAUUCACGGCUUCAAGGUCCCUAAGAACAGCCCUCCGCAGGCAAGAGAGGACUGGCUGGAGGCGAUCGAGGAGCACACGGCCUACAGCACGCACUACUGCUCCCAGGACCAGGUGCCGGACGAUGACGAGGAGGAAGAGGAGGCGGGCUCGGCCCGGGCCCUGCAGGUGUCCCUGGAGAAAGCGCAGGCAUGCCGGCAGCGCCUCGAUAGGGAACUCUCCAGCUUUCUCCAGAUGAUGCAGGAGUGUGACGUGGCUAAAGAGAUGCUGCCGUCAUUUCUUCAGAAAGUCGACGUCGUCUCCGAGGCUUCGAGGGAGGCCUGUGCGGCGCUGAGCGACUGCCUCACGCUCUUCGCGAAGCAGGAAGGGGUGAGGAACUGCAGGUUGGCGCAGGAGCAGGAGAAAACCAAGAUCCUGUCCGAGGCCCUGGAGGCGCUGGCCACGGAGCACCAUGAGCUAGAGCAGUCGCUGGUAGCCGGCUCCCCGCCCAGCGCCCUCAGCGAGGAGGAGUUCUACGAUGCGCUGUCAGAUUCCGAGUCCGAGCGGUCCCUGAGCCGGCUGGAGGCGGUGGCCUCGCACUCCCGCGAAGAGGAAGGCCGGCCUCCGGCCCCGGGAGCGCACAGGAUGUCGGAGGACAAGGACUGCGGCGGGGGCGACGCGCUCUCCAACGGCAUCAAGAAGCACAGAACGAGCUUGCCGUCCCCCAUGUUUUCCAGAAACGACUUCAGCAUCUGGAGCAUCCUCCGGAAGUGCAUCGGGAUGGAGCUGUCCAAGAUCACCAUGCCCGUCAUCUUCAACGAGCCCUUGAGCUUCCUGCAGCGACUCAGCGAGUACAUGGAGCACACGUACCUCAUCCAGAAGGCCAGCUCGCUCUCCGACCCUGCCGAGAGGAUGCAGUGUGUGGCCGCGUUCGCCGUGUCCGCAGUGGCCUCGCAGUGGGAGCGCACGGGCAAGCCCUUCAACCCGCUGCUGGGAGAGACGUACGAACUGGUUCGAGAUGACCUUGGUUUCAGACUCAUCUCCGAGCAGGUCAGCCAUCACCCGCCCAUCAGCGCCUUCCAUGCCGAGGGGCUGAACAACGACUUUGUCUUCCACGGCUCCAUCUACCCCAAACUCAAGUUCUGGGGCAAGAGCGUCGAGGCAGAGCCCAAAGGGACCAUCACCCUCGAGCUUCUCCAACACAACGAGGCGUACACGUGGACAAACCCGACCUGCUGUGUGCACAACAUCAUCGUGGGGAAGCUCUGGAUCGAGCAGUACGGCACCAUGGAGAUCACCAACCACAGGACCGGGGACAAAUGUGUGUUGAAUUUCAAGCCAUGUGGCCUUUUUGGGAAGGAAUUACACAAAGUCGAAGGCUACAUUCAAGAUAAAAGCAAAAAGAAGCUCUGUGCCCUCUACGGGAAGUGGACCGAAUGUCUGUAUAGUGUUGAUCCGGCCACGUUCGAUGCCUUCAAAAAAAAUGACAAGAAAAACACUGAAGAGAAGAAGCACAGCAAACAGAUGAGCGCGUCAGAGGAGUCGGACGAGAUGCCGAUGCCGGACUCGGAGAGCGUGUUUGUCAUCCCCGGGAGCGUCCUCCUGUGGCGGAUAGCCCCCCGGCCCCCCAACUCUGCGCAGAUGUACAACUUCACCAGCUUCGCCAUGGUGCUGAACGAAGUGGACAAGGACAUGGAGAGCGUGAUUCCCAAGACGGACUGCCGGCUGCGGCCCGACAUCAGGGCCAUGGAGAACGGGGAGAUCGAUCUCGCCAGUGAAGAGAAGAAACGCCUGGAGGAGAAGCAGAGGGCCGCGCGCAAAAACAGGUCCAGGUCGGAGGAGGACUGGAGGACCAGGUGGUUCCAUCAAGGCCCCAACCCCCACAAUGGGGCACAGGACUGGCUCUACUCCGGCAGCUACUGGGACAGAAACUACUCGAACUUGCCUGAUAUUUAUUAA